Clunio marinus is the source of this 1175-nucleotide messenger RNA. The record is from the annotation of a GenBank genome assembly. NCBI's taxonomy places the organism in Eukaryota, Metazoa, Arthropoda, Insecta, Diptera, Chironomidae.
AUGGAUAAAUUAGAUUUUAUUGCUAUUAAAGAUAUAAGAGGAAGCAUGAAAAAUAUUAAUGUCAUGUUUAUUGUAUUGGAAGUAGUGGCAACGACAAAAACAAAAGAAAAUCGAGAAGUUUAUUCCUUUAAAGUCGCUGAUCAGACGGCUUGCAUCAACUGCUCAAUUUGGGAUGAACCGGGAAAGCUACUUCAACCUGGUGAUAUCGUACGCAUGAUGAAAUGUUAUUCACAAAUUUGGAGAGGAUGUUUGACCCUUUAUUCUGGAAAAUCUGGGGAAAUCAUAAGAGUUGGCGAUUUUUGUAUGAUUUUUAACGAACAGCUGAACAUGAGCGAUCCAUUGCCACUCCUUUUAAAUACAGCACAACCAACCAUACCAACUGUAAAUAAUGGAACAAACGGAAAUGGAAGAUCUCAGAUUGGAAACUCAUUAACUCCUCAAAUAUCAGCGCAGUCUCUUCCUUCAGUUGCAUUAGCUAAUAACAGUUCCACUAGUUCAACUGGUGAUAAUAUAAAACCUAAAGUCACAAACAGUAAUGCGAGGAGUUAUAUGGAUUAUGAUAAAUUAAUCUGCAAUUAUAAAGAUUGUUAUAAAAUUCUUAAAGAAACCGCUUAUAUAACAUUCUGUUCUCAUAUAUUCUGCAAUGAUCACGGACAAAAGUUGAAAUCAUGCCUCAGUAAUGGCUGCUUCGCCUGUAAGGGAACCCUGAUGGAUCACCAAAUACUUCAUACGAACUUGAAUGUUUCCGGUGACACCAAAAAGCUCUUGUUAUGUGGACUUAGUCCAAAAGUUAUUCUAGAAGUUGCAAGUAGUGCGUUAGGUUUUUGGAGUCAUCAAAAGAAACAUGAGAAUUUGGACUUGAAACGGCAGCUCGAUCAUUACAGAAUGAAAUUACAGACCCAAACUAAGCAACUUGAUGAAAAAGAUUCAAGAAUCUUCAACCUUCUCAAGGAUAUUGAAAGAAUUGAAAGUGAAAAUCGUUUUCUGAAAGCUGAUCUUGCUUCCAAAACCGAAUGUAUUCAAAAAGAUCUAGAAAAGCAGAAAACGAAACGAUCCCGUGUUGAUGAUCAAUUUGAGAUUUGAAGUAAAAACUACAUUUAAAUUAACUAUGAAAUCUUAUUAAAAUUAAAAAAAUGUAUUAAAAAUUGUUCCAUAAAAUAAAACACAUUUUCAAG